GUCAAGAAGCAACAGACAAAGCCUAACCAAACCAAAUAAUAAGCAACAAUCAAUUAAGCCUUAAUCAUGAUCAAUUAACCACUAACAAUCCGAAACUAACACACCAAAUAAAAAAAAGGUUAAACCACUUCGCAGUUGAGUCUCCACCAUUUCCUUCCCUGUAUCCUCGCACACCUCACCCCACCCCCCUCACCCACUUCCACCAUCGCCACCACUACUCGGAGGAUACUUUCGCCACCGCCAACCACCAUCACCACUACCAGAUCCUUCUCGCGCUGAAUUUGAUUUCGAAUUUUGAAUUCUUUUCGCGAUGAACGAUUUCGAUGGUCUCUUAACUACCGAUUUCGGGUUCAAACCCCAAGGUAAAUCGGCUCCGAUGGCCGCAGCUAAAGGAUCCUCCAAUUUCGCAACCGCCAGUUCUUCACUCAACUUCGAUUUAGGUUCCAAGCCACCUCGAACCUCCAAUUCCUUCUCCGGCGGCACCGAUUCCCUUUUCUCCGACCACAAGACUCAAGAUUCCGGCGGCUUCGGCGACAUAUUCGGAGGCUCCGCCAGGUUCUCCGAUAAAUCGGACGGGCGAGGAACCUCCGACGCGGCGUUCAACCUAGACUCUAUGUUCUCCAGCUCCAGGUCCGUGAAUUUGCCGCCGGUUUACGACAAGCCGGUGUAUGACGACGACAUUUUCGACGGCGUACCUGGCCUGAAAAGCACGACGUCAUCGUCGAAGGCUGCAUAUGAGGACGUUUUCGCUGGUGCCAGCGGAGGGAGUGGAAGCGGUGGCAGCGCAUUCGAUGAUCUGCUCGGAGGAUUCGGAAAGGCGGAGCAAGAUUCGAAGAGCUCCAGUGGGAGUAGAUUGGAGAAGGAGGAUAAAGGUGUGGCAGAUUUUGAUGAAUUGUUACCUGGAUUUGGAAGCAGUAAGAGUUCUAAUGAUGGGUCCACUCCCGAUGUUGGUUUGUCAUCAGAACCUACAAUCAAUGCAUCUAAAACAGCUCCCACUGCUACAGAAGACCCAUUCAAUGUAUUUGAAUCAGCUUCUAGUCCAGUGGAUUCUACAUCAGGCCACUUUACUGACCCGUUGGAAGAAAUUAGUAAACCUAGCAGUUCAAGAAGCACAAAAAAUGAUAGGUCAUCGAAUUCAAAUGGUGUAGUUUAUGAUGAUAUUGAUCCCUUUGAUGGACUUGGACAAUCUGUGCCAGCAUUCUCAUCAGAGAGAAGUAACAGGAAGGGUAGCAGUUCCCCACCCCAAAGGUCAAAUGCAAGCACUGGUUGGACUAGAGACAAAGAAUCAGUUGAGAAAUCAUAUAUUAGGAGCCCUGAGAGACACUCACAAAACAAGAUGCAUGCUGAACAGGAGAAUGAGUUUCAUCAAGCUCCAUUUGAAGUUCCUACAUACUCAUCUAAUUCUAAUAAACCAGCACGCCACAGGUCUACGUCUCCUCCAUAUGAUAAUGGUGGUUUUAGACAGACUAAUGUUCAGGCAGAUACGCCUCCAACAUAUGAAGAAAAUUUGGAAUCUAGUGAUGAUAUAUGGCUAACAGUAUCAGAGGUUCCCCUUUUUACUCAACCAACUGCUGCUCCGCCACCUUCAAGACCACCUCCUCCACGUCCAGUACAUAUCCACAAGUCAGGAACAGGUUCAUCUACUUCUACUACCAAUGCCAGAAAGAAGGAUAGUCAAUUUUCGUCAUUUCCGAGUUCCGCUCGAUUUUCUCAGGUUCCUCAAUCUGCUCCUGCUGCAGCAAAGUUAUCCUCUACAUCUCCAUUUGAUGAACUAGAAGAUUUUGCCAUGGGCAGAAGUCAUGUUAAUGACGAAGACCUUGGAAAUGGUUUUCCUGAUGAAGAAAUAGAAAUGAACUCUGCUGCUGCAGCUAUGAAGGAGGCUAUGGACAAAGCCCAAGCUAAAUUUAGGCAUGCAAAAGAAGUUAGGGAGAGAGAAAGUACAAAGGCUGCUAGAAGCAGAGAAACUGUGCAAAUGGAAAAGGAUGACAGAGCUGUACUAGAAGAGAGAGAGAGGCAGGAAAGGUUAGACCUUGAGCGACAGCAGAAGGAAAGGGAGGAGAAAGAAAAAGAAAGACAGCGACUUGAGAGGGAGAGAGAAAGAGAAAUGGCAAGACAAGCUGUUGAAAGAGCUACUAGAGAAGCCCGUGAAAGGGCUGCUAUUGAAGCUCGCCAAAGGGCUGAGAGGGCAGCUGUUGGGAAAGCCAAUGCUGAAGCUCGAGAACGCGCAGGAGCUGAAAAGGCUGCAGCUGAGGCAAGGGAAAGGGCUGAAAAGGAGGCUAGGGACAAGGCUGCACGGGAAAAAGCUGCAGCUGAGGCACGUGUUAAAGCAGAACGUGCUGCAGUAGAAAGAGCUGCUGCUGAGGCUCGGGAAAGGGCUGCUGCAGAAGCUCGAGAAAGAGCUGCAGCUGCUGCAAGGAUGAAGCAACAAAAUAACGAAAAUGAUCUUGAAUCAUUCUUCAGCAUGGGUUCACGAGCCAGCAGUGUGCCAAGGCCUCCUAGGACUAGCUCUUCAGACUCUGUAUUUGAUGCCCAAUUUCAGUCAGAUGUAACUAGGAAAUCAACUAGUGUAUCUUCAAGCAUGAAGAAAGCAUCAUCGGUUAAUAUUGUUGAUGAUCUUUCCUCCAUUUUUGGAACUGCUCCAUCAUCAGGAGAAUUUCAGGAAGUUGAAGGAGAAAGUGAAGAAAGAAGAAGAGCCAGGAUGGAACGCCACCAGAGGGCACAGGAGCGUGCAACAAAAGCAUUGGCUGAGAAGAACCAACGGGAUCUACAAACUCAAAGAGAGCAAGCUGAGAGACACAGGCUUGCAGAGACACUGGAUUUUGAAAUUAAGCGCUGGGCUGCAGGAAAGGAGGGGAACUUGCGUGCUUUGCUUUCCACCUUACAAUAUGUGCUGUGGCCUGAAUGUGGUUGGCAACCAGUUUCUUUGACUGAUUUAAUUACAGGCGCUGCUGUUAAAAAGGCUUAUAGGAAAGCUACACUGUGCAUUCAUCCCGAUAAAGUGCAACAGAAGGGUGCCACACUUCAACAGAAAUAUAUUGCCGAGAAGGUGUUUGAUCUGCUAAAGGAAGCAUGGAAUAAGUUCAAUUCAGAGGAGCUUUUCUAAUAACAUCUUUAUUAGAAAAGGACCACAAACCUAGUAGUUUGCAUUGCUCAUCAACCUAGUCUGUUGAGAAAGGACCACAAACCCUGCUUCAGCUGUUCCCUUCCCUAUUGCAUGUUGUUUCAAUUCUGAGCUGCUGUAUUGCAUUGCAUUGAUGGAGAAACAUUGCUUUCCUUGCAUAGCCUCAAGAAGCCCCAAUGUUUUCACAGGAAAAUGGUUAAGUCUUUGGUGCCAUGGACAUUCUUCCUCGGGGGCAUGUUUUGUUUGUGUAAAAUAUUUUUCUUUCUUUCUUCUUUUUCUUAUUAGGCAUCUCUGUCAAUUUAAUUCAUUAUUUCUAUCAAA
This is a messenger RNA of Arachis duranensis, 3442 nucleotides long. Its product is annotated as auxilin-related protein 2-like. NCBI's taxonomy places the organism in Eukaryota, Viridiplantae, Streptophyta, Magnoliopsida, Fabales, Fabaceae. The record is from RefSeq and is a predicted model, not a curated record. Gene Ontology annotation, cellular component: cytoplasm; intracellular membrane-bounded organelle; vesicle. Gene Ontology annotation, biological process: clathrin-dependent endocytosis; clathrin coat disassembly. Gene Ontology annotation, molecular function: clathrin binding.